Messenger RNA from Chaetomium fimeti, 3305 nucleotides. RefSeq lists its product as uncharacterized. The annotation marks the transcript as partial. The record is from RefSeq and is a predicted model, not a curated record. The transcript has 2 exons. NCBI's taxonomy places the organism in Eukaryota, Fungi, Ascomycota, Sordariomycetes, Sordariales, Chaetomiaceae. Gene Ontology annotation, biological process: ribosome-associated ubiquitin-dependent protein catabolic process; rescue of stalled cytosolic ribosome. Gene Ontology annotation, cellular component: RQC complex. Gene Ontology annotation, molecular function: ribosomal large subunit binding; tRNA binding.
GCUGUCUCAGACUUGCUGUCUACCUUGAACAAUUCGUGACAGACUGCUGACAGCCUACGGAUACGCCCAAUAUGAAACAGAGGUUCUCGUCCUUGGACGUCAAGGUCGUCGCACACGAGCUUGCCGAAGCACUUGUCUCUUUACGCCUAGCGAAUAUCUACGAUCUCAACUCCAAAAUCCUCCUUCUCAAAUUUGCCAAACCGGACAACAGGCAGCAAGUCCUCAUCGAGUCCGGCUUCCGCUGCCACUUGACCGAUUUUGCCCGCGCUGCCGCUCCCGCUCCCAGCGCCUUCGUCGCACGCCUGCGCAAGUUCCUCAAGACACGCCGCGUGACGGGGGUUUCCCAAAUCGGAACAGACCGCAUCAUCGAGUUCCGGUUCAGCGAUGGAGCAUAUCGGUUAUACCUCGAAUUUUUCGCCGGCGGCAAUGUUAUCUUGACGGAUGCCGAGUUGAAGAUCCUCGCGCUAUUGCGGAUUGUCCCCGAGGGGAAGGGACAGGAACCCCAGCGAGUGGGCUCGACAUAUUCGUUGGAGAACCGGCAAAACUUGGGCGGCGUCCCUCCCUUGACGAAAGAGCGUCUUCGGGAUGCCCUCACGGCGGUAACAGCGCAAGCUGUGACCGAGAAGGCCAAGAAAAAGGGGUCGGAUGGCCUGAGACGGGGCAUCGUCACGACCAUAACCGAGCUUCCUCCGGUCCUUAUUGACCAUGUCUUUCGCCUCACGGGCUUCAACCCCGCCACCAAGCCAGCCGAGAUCCUGAACGACCAGUCGUUAUUUGACGCGCUGUUUGGUUCACUGGAGAAGGCCCGGUCAAUUUUAGACGAGGUUACGAGCUCGCCUACUGCGAAGGGAUACAUCAUUGCGAAGCCCAACCCACACGCGGCCGAACUGGCUAAAGAGGGCGGGGAGGAAGAGGAUGCACAGAAAGGCAAGGCGCGGAACCUGCUGUACGAGGAUUUCCAGCCAUUCUUGCCUAAGCAGUUCGAGGACAUGCCGGAUUGCCAGGUAUUGUCUUUUGACGGCUACAACAAGACGGUCGAUGAUUUCUUUUCUUCGCUCGAGGGUCAAAGGCUCGAGUCUCGCUUGCAGGAGCGCGAGAUCACCGCUAAGCGGAAGCUUGAGGCCGCUCGUCGCGACCAGGCCCAGCGGAUUGAAGGACUUCAAGACGUGCAAUUGCUGAACCUCCGCAAAGCCGCAGCCGUCGAGGCCAAUAUUGAACGGGUCCAAGAAGCAAUGGACGCCAUCAACGGGCUGCUUCAGCAGGGGAUGGACUGGGUAAAUGUUAACAAGCUGGUGGAGCGGGAGCAGAAACAGCACAAUCCGGUCGCCGAGAUGAUUAAACUCCCGAUGAAGCUCCACGAAAGCGUGAUUACGCUACUCCUCGGUGAGGAGGAAGAGGAAGGCGAGGCUGAGGGUGGUGAGAUGGACUUUGACUACGACACGGAUGAAGAAACGGCCGAUGAUGCCGCAGAAGAGAAAUCCAAAGGGCCGGAUAAGCGGCUCUCUAUCGACAUCAACCUAAAACUCACUCCGUGGAAUAACGCCCGGGAGUACUACGACCAGAAGCGCACAGCAGCCGAUAAGCAACAAAAGACUGUUCAACGGUCCGAGAUCGCCCUCAAGAACGCAGAGCAGAAGAUUGCCGAGGAUCUCAAGAAAGGACUAAAGCAAGAGAAACCCAUACUUCAGCCCAUCAGGAAGCAAAUGUGGUUCGAGAAGUUUACUUGGUUUAUCUCGUCAGACGGUUACCUUGUGCUCGGCGGUCGGGACGCGCAGCAGAACGAGAUCCUCUACAAGCGCUAUCUUAGGAAAGGCGACGUCUAUAUCCAUGCGGACAUGCACGGCGCGUCAAGCGUCGUCAUCAAGAACAACCCCAAGACGCCCGAUGCCCCUAUCCCACCGUCAACACUUGCCCAGGCUGGGAAUCUGUCUGUGUGCUGCUCCAGCGCGUGGGACUCGAAGGCGGCAAUGGGCGCCUGGUGGGUGAACGCCGACCAAGUCUCCAAGUCGGCGCCGUCUGGCGAGUACCUCCCUGUCGGUUCUUUCAUGGUCCGCGGGAAGCGUAACCUGUUGCCCCCAUCGCUCUUGAUGCUUGGCUUUGGGUUAAUGUUUAAGAUCUCUGAAGAGAGCAAGGCUAGGCACGGCAAACAUAGAUUGUAUGACGUGGACACGAGCACCACUGGCGCGGCUUCUGUGAGUGCCGCCACCGAGGCGGAUGCUGUCUCUGAUGGAGAAGAUAUCAUGGGAAGUAGCGACGAGGAGGGAGAUGAGGAUGGGGACAAGAAAGAAAACCCUCUGCAGUCAGGGGCAGCGGGCGAAGAAGAGGGUGAAGAAGAACCGGAACUCGCGCCACAGCAGGAUUCCGAGCCACCAACCGCCGACUUAGUGCAGCUCCAUGUUAACCAAGACGCUCCGGUCGCAGCUGAGCCCGGGGAAGAAGAAGCAGGAGGGAGCCAACCCAACCCCGAUGAAGACGAGAACGAAGAGGACGGCGAGGCCGAAGCCGAGGCCGAAGUAGAAGACUCCCACGCCUCAACCCGCCCCGAAACACCGUCCACCUCCUCCCAACAACCCCAACAAAAAGCCCGCCCCCCCAAGCGCGGCCAGCGCGGCAAAGCCAAAAAGAUCGCCACCAAAUACAAGCACCAAGACGACGAAGACCGCGCCGCAAUGGAAAAGCUCCUCGGCGUAGCCGCAGCACGGGAAAAAGCCGAGAGCGAAGCGGCCGCGAAAGCCCAGCGCGAAGCCGACGCCGCCGCAGCAUCCGAGCGGCGCCGCCAGGCCCAAGAGCGCGCGCGCAAGCAGAUCGCCGAGCACGAGGAGGUCCGCCGGGCGAUGCUCGAGGAGGGCGGCGACGCCUCCCUACAACUACCCGACGAGCCCGCCACCGCCGCCGACGCGGCCACCGAGCUCGCGCCCCUCGACGCCCUCGUCGGCACCCCGCUGCCCGGCGACGAGAUCCUCGAGCUGGUCCCCGUGUGUGCGCCGUGGAACGCGCUCGCCCGCCUCAAGUACAAGGCCAAGCUGCAGCCGGGGCAUGUCAAGAAGGGAAAGGCGGUGAAAGAGAUUGUGGAGCGGUGGCGUUUGGCUGCCGGGAAGAAGGGGGCGGUGGAUGAGAAAGCCGCGGCCGAUGAUAAGAUGUGGCCGCGCGAGGUCGCGCUGAUUAAAGGGAUGAAGGUCGAGGAGGCGUAUAAUGUGGUGCCGGUUGGCAAGGUGACGGUGAUGAUGUCGGGGGGUGCGAUGGGGGGUGCAGCUGCGGGGGGGAAGGGAGGUGGGAAGGGGGGUGGUGGUGGCGGUGGUGGGCAG